Conger conger (European conger) is the source of this 1224-nucleotide messenger RNA. RefSeq names its product wnt inhibitory factor 1 (gene wif1). Gene Ontology annotation, biological process: anatomical structure development. NCBI's taxonomy places the organism in Eukaryota, Metazoa, Chordata, Actinopteri, Anguilliformes, Congridae. The transcript is spliced from 10 exons. The record is from RefSeq and is a predicted model, not a curated record. Gene Ontology annotation, molecular function: signaling receptor binding. The coding region runs from base 94 to 1224 and encodes 376 amino acids. Gene Ontology annotation, cellular component: extracellular region; cell surface.
CCGCGGAGUACAGUGCUGAAGCCUACAGACUUGGACACGAGAGAGGCGCCGGGACCUUUUCUGCUUCACGCGACUUUGGAUAGACUCGGCGAAAUGGCUACCGAGACACCUGUUUUUUCCCCGCUCAAAACUUACUUUCUUUUGCUUUUGGGUGGUUUGAUAACAGUAGCUGCCCAGGAAAAAGGCAGUUUGUACAUGUGGAUCGAUGCCAACCAAGCCAGAGUUCUAAUUGGUUUUGAAGAAGAUAUUUUGAUAGUGUCAGAGGGUAAAAUGGCCCCUUUCACUCACGACUUCAGGAAAGCGCAGCAAAGGAUGCCCGCAAUUCCUGUCAAUAUCCACCACGUGAACUUCACCUGGCAAGCCACGGAGCAGGCGGAGUACUUCUACGAGUUCCAGACGCUGCGCUCUCUGGACAAGGACAUCAUGGACGACCCCACGGUCAACGUUCCCGUGCUGGGCUCCGUCCCGCACAAGGCCUCAGUGGUGCAGGUGGGCUUCCCCUGCCUGGGCAACCAGGACGGCGUGGCGGCGUUCGAGGUGACCGUGCUGGUGAUGGACGCCGGGGGCAACGUGGUCCUCCGCACCCCCCACAACGCCAUCUUCUUCAAGACCUGCCAGAGAGCUAAAUGUCCUGGCGGCUGUCGUAACGGGGGCUUCUGCAAUGAGAGGCAGGUGUGUGAGUGCCAAGACGGCUUCUACGGGCCCCACUGCGAGAAAGCCCUUUGCACCCCCAGGUGUGUGAACGGGGGUCUGUGCGUCAGUCCAGGCGUGUGCAUCUGCCCACCCGGUUACUACGGCGACAACUGCGACAAAGCCAACUGCAGCACCACCUGCCUGAACGGGGGCACCUGCUUCCACCCCGGGAAGUGCAUCUGCCCCACAGGGUACGAGGGGCACCACUGCCAGAUCAGUAAAUGCCGGCAGCCGUGUCGGAACGGCGGGAAGUGCACGGGACGGAACAAGUGCAAGUGCAGCAAGGGUUUCCAUGGCGACCUGUGCUCAAAGGCUGUCUGUGAUCCUGGCUGCGGUACCCACGGGACGUGUGCGGAGCCAAACAGGUGCCAGUGUCGGGAAGGCUGGCACGGACGCACCUGCAACAAGAGGCACCGGGGGGGUGCGGCCAGACUUUCGGGGCCCAAGCACAAACAGCCCCCACCCUCACCCAAGGACACAAAGGAGGGAGCCCACAACAGAAGCCCUCCAGAGACCAACUACGUCGUAUGA